Molecule: messenger RNA, 806 nt
Organism: Gigantopelta aegis
Lineage: Eukaryota; Metazoa; Mollusca; Gastropoda; Neomphalida; Peltospiridae
Exons: 3
Coding region: 32-388 (118 amino acids)
Source: RefSeq, a predicted model, not a curated record
CAGGCUAUAGGUAGAGCACACAUCAACGACGAUGGAACCAUAUCAAACAAAAUGUGGGAACCAAGAAGUGACUACACCUACGUGUGCUCUGCUCAUUUUAUUUCUGGUUCUAAAGUUAACAAUCAGUCACAUCCAGAUUUUGUUCCAAGCCUGUUUCCAUCUAAAAAAGAACCAAAGACUCCUGCCAGCAACAAGGUUGACAGGUUUCAUAGAUGUGCAUCUAGACAGGUUAAGCGGACAGAGUCCCAAGAAACAGGAUCCAAAACUCCAGCUCGAAAACGGCUUAAACUCACAAGUUCAAGAGAAAAUGAUUCUGCUGUGGAAUCCAUUCCUGACAGCCCUUUAUCCACCACAAGUUGUGUUCUCCAAGAUGCAGAAAGCCAGUUGAUCUUGAACAGUGAAAAAACAAACCCACUUCAAACCCCACUGCAAUCCUCAGAAAGAGAAAUGAUGCACGAGGAGCUAGAAAAUGUCCGAAAAGAAAGAGACGGAGCUUUGAACGAGGUUGAAAGACUGAACAAAUGUCUCAAUGCAUGUAACAUGUCUGCUAUUUCAGUUGAAGGAAAUAAUGUUAAAUGUCAAAUGACGACUGGUAUUAGAUGGACUAUUUUUCAGCAGUUGUUUCUUAUGUUAAGCACCUAUGUUAGUCGACAGGGUCUAAAAGAAACAAGUCUACCAUUCAGAGAACAAUUAUUUAUGACUUUUGUAAAAUUGAGACAUAACCCAACAUUUGAAUUUUUGGCUCAGUUAAAAGGUAUCCCCAAAAGUACAGCUAUUGAUUAUUUUUGGAAGUGGUUAAAUUUGCU